GUCUUCGAAGUUGCCGGCGCGUGGCUGUCUGCUCGGAAGGAGGCAAGUGUGCUUCAGUCCGUGUCGCAUCCCCACAUCGUCAAGCUGAUAGAAGUCUUCGAGAAGGAGCGAUGGCUUUUCCUCGUAAUGGACUACAUCAUUGGUGGCCAGCUCUUCCAGGCCCUUGCGAACCCGCGAACGGCCAUCACCGAAGGCUGCGUGGCCUUGGUGGGAAGCCAACUCCUUCAGGCUUUGCAGCACCUGCACCUACGGCGCAUCAUCCACCGGGACGUCAAGGCAGAGAACAUCCUCCUCUUGGAGGACCCAGCCAAGACGAGGCGGUGGCACAUCAAGCUCAUCGACUUCGGCCUCGCGCAGCGCAUGGAGCAUUCCUCCAGCUUCAUGUUCCGGAUGUGCCAGCAGGAGCCUCCACUGGAGCACCUCGUCUGCGGGACGGCUUACUACUGCGCGCCGGAGGUUUGGUUCCACGACUACUCCCCCAGCGUUGACGUGUGGGCUGCUGGAGUUGUGCUGUACCUGGCCAUCUUCGGCCAAUUUCCGUUCCACGAUCGGAACCAGGCGACUCUGGAGGUCUUAAUCUGCGAGGAGAAUCGAGAGCCCAGCUACAG
Messenger RNA from Symbiodinium necroappetens, 608 nucleotides. The record is from the annotation of a GenBank genome assembly. NCBI's taxonomy places the organism in Eukaryota, Dinophyceae, Suessiales, Symbiodiniaceae.